AUGGGGCUAACGCUCAUCCACCCACCUCCCUGCCAUCAACCGAGCUCACGCUCAUCCACCCACCUCCCUGCCAUCAACCGAGCUCACGCUCAUCCACCCACCUCCCUGCCAUCAACCGAGCUCACGCUCAUCCACCCACCUCCCUGCCAUCAACCCAGCUCACGCUCAUCCACCCACCUCCCUGCCAUCAACCCAGCUCACGCUCAUCCACCCACCUCCCUGCCAUCAACCCAGCUCACGCUCAUCCACCCACCUCCCUGCCAUCAACCCAGCUCACACUCAUCCACCCACCUCCCUGCCAUCAACCCAGCUCACGCUCAUCCACCCACCUCCCUGCCAUCAACCCAGCUCACGCUCAUCCACCCACCUCCCUGCCAUCAACCCAGCUCAUGCUCAUCCACCCACCUGCCUGCCAUCAACCCAGCUCACGCUCAUCCACCCACCUCCCUGCCAUCAACCCAGCUCACGCUCAUCCACCCACCUCCCUGCCAUCAACCCAGCUCGCGCUCAUCCACCCACCUCCCUGCCACCAACUUAGCUCGCACUCAUCCACCCACCUCCCUGCCAUCAACCCAGCUCGCGCUCAUCCACCCACCUCCCUGCCAUCAACCCAGCUCGCACUCAUCCACCCACCUCCCUGCCAUCAACCCAGCUCGCACUCAUCCACCCACCUCCCUGCCAUCAACCCAGCUCGCACUCAUCCACCCACCUCCCUGCCAUCAACCCAGCUCACGCUCAUCCACCCACCUCCCUGCCAUCAACCCAGCUCACGCUCAUCCACCCACCUCCCUGCCAUCAACCCAGCUCACGCUCAUCCACCCACAUCCCUGCCAUCAACCCAGCUCACACUCAUCCACCCACCUCCCUGCCAUCAACCCAGCUCACACUCAUCCACCCACCUCCCUGCCAUCAAUCCAGCUCACGCUCAUCCACCCACCUCCCUGCCAUCCCAGCUCACGCUCAUCCACCCAUCUCCCUGCCAUCAACCCAGCUCACGCUCAUCCACCCACCUCCCUGCCAUCAACCCAGCUCACGCUCAUCCACCCACCUCCCUGCCAUCAACCCAGCUCACGCUCAUCCACCCACCUCCCUGCCAUCAACCCAGCUCGCGCUCAUCCACCCACCUCCCUGCCAUCAACCCAGCUCACCCUCAUCCACCCACCUCCCUGCCAUCAACCCAGCUCACGCUCAUCCACCCACCUCCCUGCCAUCAACCCAGCUCCCGCUCAUCCACCCACCUCCCUGCCAUCAACCCAGCUCGCACUCAUCCACCCACCUCCCUGCCAUCAACCCAGCUCGCACUCAUCCAACCACCUCCCUGCCAUCAACCCAGCUCGCACUCAUCCACCCACCUCCCUGCCAUCAACCCAGCUCGCGCUCAUCCAUCCACCUCCCUGCCAUCAACCCAGCUCACGCUCAUCCACCCACCUCCCUGCCAUCAACCCAGCUCGCACUCAUCCACCCACCUCCCUGCCAUCAACCCAGCUCACCCUCAUCCACCCACCUCCCUGCCAUCAACCCAGCUCACGCUCAUCCACCCACCUCCCUGCCAUCAACCCAGCUCACACUCAUCCACCCACCUCCCUGCCAUCAACCCAGCUCACGCUCAUCCACCCACCUCCCUGCCAUCAACCCAGCUCGCACUCAUCCACCCACCUCCCUGCCAUCAACCCAGCUCGCACUCAUCCACCCACCUCCCUGCCAUCAACCCAGCUCGCACUCAUCCACCCACCUCCCUGCCAUCAACCCAGCUCACGCUCAUCCACCCACCUCCCUGCCAUCAACCCAGCUCACACUCAUCCACCCACCUCCCUGCCAUCAACCCAGCUCACGCUCAUCCACCCACCUCCCUGCCAUCAACCCAGCUCACGCUCAUCCACCCACCUCCCUGCCAUCAACCCAGCUCACCCUCAUCCACCCACCUCCCUGCCAUCAACCCAGCUCACGCUCAUCCACCCACCUCCCUGCCAUCAACCCAGCUCACGCUCAUCCACCCACCUCCCUGCCAUCAACCCAGCUCACGCUCAUCCACCCACCUCCCUGCCAUCAACCCAGCUCACGCUCAUCCACCCACCUCCCUGCCAUCAACCCAGCUCACGCUCAUCCACCCACCUCCCUGCCAUCAACCCAGCUCGCGCUCAUCCACCCACCUCCCUGCCAUCAACCCAGCUCGCGCUCAUCCACCCACCUCCCUGCCAUCAACUCAGCUCACGCUCAUCCACCCACCUCCCUGCCAUCAACCCAGCUCACGCUCAUCCACCCACCUCCCUGCCAUCAACCCAGCUCACGCUCAUCCACCCACCUCCCUGCCAUCAACCCAGCUCACGCUCAUCCACCCACCUCCCUGCCAUCAACCCAGCUCGCACUCAUCCACCCACCUCCCUGCCAUCAACCCAGCUCGCACUCAUCCAACCACCUCCCUGCCAUCAACCCAGCUCACGCUCAUCCAUCCACCUCCCUGCCAUCAACCCAGCUCACGCUCAUCCAUCCACCUCCCUGCCAUCAGCCCAGCUCACGCUCAUCCACCCACCUCCCUGCCAUCAACCCAGCUCACCCUCAUCCACCCACCUCCCUGCCAUCAACCCAGCUCACGCUCAUCCACCCACCUCCCUGCCAUCCCAGCUCACGCUCAUCCACCCACCUCCCUGCCAUCAACCCAGCUCACGCUCAUCCACCCACCUCCCUGCCAUCAACCCAGCUCACGCUCAUCCACCCACCUCCCUGCCAUCAACCCAGCUCACGCUCAUCCACCCACGUCCCUGCCAUCAACCCAGCUCACCCUCAUCCACCCACCUCCCUGCCAUCAACCCAGCUCGCGCUCAUCCACCCACCUCCGUGCCAUCAACUCAGCUCACGCUCAUCCACCCACCUCCCUGCCAUCAACCCAGCUCACGCUCAUCCACCCACCUCCCUGCCAUCAACCCAGCUCGCGCUCAUCCACCCACCUCCCUGCCAUCAACCCAGCUCACCCUCAUCCACCCACCUCCCUGCCAUCAACCCAGCUCACGCUCAUCCACCCACCUCCCUGCCAUCAACCCAGCUCACGCUCAUCCACCCACCUCCCUGCCAUCAACCCAGCUCGCACUCAUCCACCCACCUCCCUGCCAUCAACCCAGCUCGCACUCAUCCAACCACCUCCCUGCCAUCAACCCAGCUCGCACUCAUCCACCCACCUCCCUGCCAUCAACCCAGCUCGCGCUCAUCCAUCCACCUCCCUGCCAUCAACCCAGCUCACGCUCAUCCACCCACCUCCCUGCCAUCAACCCAGCUCGCACUCAUCCACCCACCUCCCUGCCAUCAACCCAGCUCACCCUCAUCCACCCACCUCCCUGCCAUCAACCCAGCUCACGCUCAUCCACCCACCUCCCUGCCAUCAACCCAGCUCACGCUCAUCCACCCACCUCCCUGCCAUCAACCCAGCUCGCACUCAUCCACCCACCUCCCUGCCAUCAACCCAGCUCGCACUCAUCCACCCACCUCCCUGCCAUCAACCCAGCUCGCACUCAUCCACCCACCUCCCUGCCAUCAACCCAGCUCGCGCUCAUCCACCCACCUCCCUGCCAUCAACCCAGCUCACGCUCAUCCACCCACCUCCCUGCCAUCAUCCCAGCUCACACUCAUCCACCCACCUCCCUGCCAUCAACCCAGCUCACGCUCAUCCACCCACCUCCCUGCCAUCAACCCAGCUCACCCUCAUCCACCCACCUCCCUGCCAUCAACCCAGCUCACGCUCAUCCACCCACCUCCCUGCCAUCAACCCAGCUCACGCUCAUCCACCCACCUCCCUGCCAUCAACCCAGCUCACGCUCAUCCACCCACCUCCCUGCCAUCAACCCAGCUCACGCUCAUCCACCCACCUCCCUGCCAUCAACCCAGCUCACGCUCAUCCACCCACCUCCCUGCCAUCAACCCAGCUCACACUCAUCCACCCACCUCCCUGCCAUCAACCCAGCUCACCCUCAUCCACCCACCUCCCUGCCAUCAACCCAGCUCACGCUCAUCCACCCACCUCCCUGCCAUCAACCCAGCUCACGCUCAUCCACCUGCCAUCAACCCAGCUCACACUCAUCCACCCACCUCCCUGCCAUCAACCCAGCUCACCCUCAUCCACGCACCUCCCUGGCAUCAACCCAGCUCACGCUCAUCCACCCACCUCCCUGCCAUCAACCCAGCUCACGCUCAUCCACCCACCUCCCUGCCAUCAACCCAGCUCACACUCAUCCACCCACCUCCCUGCCAUCAACCCAGCUCGCACUCAUCCACCCACCUCCCUGCCAUCAACCCAGCUCGCACUCAUCCACCCACCUCCCUGCCAUCAACCCAGCUCGCACUCAUCCACCCACCUCCCUGCCAUCAACCCAGCUCGCACUCAUCCACCCACCUCCCUGCCAUCAACCCAGCUCGCACUCAUCCACCCACCUCCCUGCCAUCAACCCAGCUCGCACUCAUCCACCCACCUCCCUGCCAUCAACCCAGCUCACCCUCAUCCACCCACCUCCCUGCCAUCAACCCAGCUCACGCUCAUCCACCCACCUCCCUGCCAUCAACCCAGCUCACCCUCAUCCACCCACCUCCCUGCCAUCAACCCAGCUCACGCUCAUCCACCCACCUCCCUGCCAUCCCAGCUCACGCUCAUCCACCCACCUCCCUGCCAUCAACCCAGCUCACGCUCAUCCACCCACCUCCCUGCCAUCAACCCAGCUCACGCUCAUCCACCCACCUCCCUGCCAUCAACCCAGCUCACGCUCAUCCACCCACCUCCCUGCCAUCAACCCAGCUCACCCUCAUCCACCCACCUCCCUGCCAUCAACCCAGCUCGCGCUCAUCCACCCACCUCCCUGCCAUCAACUCAGCUCACGCUCAUCCACCCACCUCCCUGCCAUCAACCCAGCUCACACUCAUCCACCCACCUCCCUGCCAUCAACCCAGCUCACCCUCAUCCACCCACCUCCCUGCCAUCAACCCAGCUCACGCUCAUCCACCUGCCAUCAACCCAGCUCACACUCAUCCACCCACCUCCCUGCCAUCAACCCAGCUCACCCUCAUCCACCCACCUCCCUGCCAUCAACCCAGCUCACGCUCAUCCACCCACCUCCCUGCCAUCAACCCAGCUCACGCUCAUCCACCCACCUCCCUGCCAUCAACCCAGCUCACACUCAUCCACCCACCUCCCUGCCAUCAACCCAGCUCGCACUCAUCCACCCACCUCCCUGCCAUCAACCCAGCUCGCACUCAUCCACCCACCUCCCUGCCAUCAACCCAGCUCGCACUCAUCCACCCACCUCCCUGCCAUCAACCCAGCUCUCACUUAUCCACCCACCUCCCUGCCAUCAACCCAGCUCGCACUCAUCCACCCACCUCCCUGCCAUCAACCCAGCUCGCACUCAUCCACCCACCUCCCUGCCAUCAACCCAGCUCACCCUCAUCCACCCACCUCCCUGCCAUCAACCCAGCUCACGCUCAUCCACCCACCUCCCUGCCAUCAACCCAGCUCACGCUCAUCCACCUGCCAUCAACCCAGCUCACACUCAUCCACCCACCUCCCUGCCAUCAACCCAGCUCACCCUCAUCCACCCACCUCCCUGCCAUCAACCCAGCUCACGCUCAUCCACCCACCUCCCUGCCAUCAACCCAGCUCACGCUCAUCCACCCACCUCCCUGCCAUCAACCCAGCUCACACUCAUCCACCCACCUCCCUGCCAUCAACCCAGCUCGCACUCAUCCACCCACCUCCCUGCCAUCAACCCAGCUCGCACUCAUCCACCCACCUCCCUGCCAUCAACCCAGCUCGCACUCAUCCACCCACCUCCCUGCCAUCAACCCAGCUCUCACUCAUCCACCCACCUCCCUGCCAUCAACCCAGCUCGCACUCAUCCACCCACCUCCCUGCCAUCAACCCAGCUCGCACUCAUCCACCCACCUCCCUGCCAUCAACCCAGCUCACCCUCAUCCACCCACCUCCCUGCCAUCAACCCAGCUCACGCUCAUCCACCCACCUCCCUGCCAUCAACCCAGCUCACGCUCAUCCACCUGCCAUCAACCCAGCUCACACUCAUCCACCCACUUCCCUGCCAUCAACCCAGCUCGCACUCAUCCACCCACCUCCCUGCCAUCAACCCAGCUCGCACUCAUCCACCCACCUCCCUGCCAUCAACCCAGCUCACACUCAUCCACCCACCUCCCUGCCAUCAACCCAUCUCACCCUCAUCCACCCACCUCCCUGCCAUCAACCCAGCUCGCGCUCAUCCACCCACCUCCCUGCCAUCAACCCAGCUCACACUCAUCCACCCACCUCCCUGCCAUCAACCCAGCUCACGCUCAUCCACCCACCUCCCUGCCAUCAACCCAGCUCACACUCAUCCACCCACCUCCCUGCCAUCAACCCAGCUCGCACUCAUCCACCCACCUCCCUGCCAUCAACCCAGCUCGCACUCAUCCACCCACCUCCCUGCCAUCAACCCAGCUCACACUCAUCCACCCACCUCCCUGCCAUCAACCCAGCUCGCACUCAUCCACCCACCUCCCUGCCAUCAACCCAGCUCACACUCAUCCACCCACCUCCCUGCCAUCAACCCAGCUCGCACUCAUCCACCCACCUCCCUGCCAUCAACCCAGCUCACGCUCAUCCACCCACCUCCCUGCCAUCAACCCAGCUCACGCUCAUCCACCCACCUCCCUGCCAUCAACCCAGCUCACCCUCAUCCACCCACCUCCCUGCCAUCAACCCAGCUCGCGCUCAUCCACCCACCUCCCUGCCAUCAACUCAGCUCACGCUCAUCCACCCACCUCCCUGCCAUCAACCCAGCUCACACUCAUCCACCCACCUCCCUGCCAUCAACCCAGCUCACGCUCAUCCACCCACCUCCCUGCCAUCAACCCAGCUCACACUCAUCCACCCACCUCCCUGCCAUCAACCCAGCUCGCACUCAUCCACCCACCUCCCUGCCAUCAACCCAGCUCGCACUCAUCCACCCACCUCCCUGCCAUCAACCCAGCUCACACUCAUCCACCCACCUCCCUGCCAUCAACCCAGCUCGCACUCAUCCACCCACCUCCCUGCCAUCAACCCAGCUCACGCUCAUCCACCCACCUCCCUGCCAUCAACCCAGCUCACCCUCAUCCACCCACCUCCCUGCCAUCAACCCAGCUCACGCUCAUCCACCCACCUCCCUGCCAUCCCAGCUCACGCUCAUCCACCCACCUCCCUGCCAUCAACCCAGCUCACGCUCAUCCACCCACCUCCCUGCCAUCAACCCAGCUCACGCUCAUCCACCCACCUCCCUGCCAUCAACCCAGCUCACGCUCAUCCACCCACCUCCCUGCCAUCAACCCAGCUCACCCUCAUCCACCCACCUCCCUGCCAUCAACCCAGCUCGCGCUCAUCCACCCACCUCCCUGCCAUCAACUCAGCUCACGCUCAUCCACCCACCUCCCUGCCAUCAACCCAGCUCACACUCAUCCACCCACCUCCCUGCCAUCAACCCAGCUCACCCUCAUCCACCCACCUCCCUGCCAUCAACCCAGCUCACACUCAUCCACCCACCUCCCUGCCAUCAACCCAGCUCACCCUCAUCCACCCACCUCCCUGCCAUCAACCCAGCUCACGCUCAUCCACCCACCUCCCUGCCAUCAACCCAGCUCACGCUCAUCCACCUGCCAUCAACCCAGCUCACACUCAUCCACCCACCUCCCUGCCAUCAACCCAGCUCACCCUCAUCCACCCACCUCCCUGCCAUCAACCCAGCUCACGCUCAUCCACCCACCUCCCUGCCAUCAACCCAGCUCACGCUCAUCCACCCACCUCCCUGCCAUCAACCCAGCUCACCCUCAUCCACCCACCUCCCUGCCAUCAACCCAGCUCGCACUCAUCCACCCACCUCCCUGCCAUCAACCCAGCUCGCACUCAUCCACCCACCUCCCUGCCAUCAACCCAGCUCGCACUCAUCCACCCACCUCCCUGCCAUCAACCCAGCUCUCACUCAUCCACCCACCUCCCUGCCAUCAACCCAGCUCGCACUCAUCCACCCACCUCCCUGCCAUCAACCCAGCUCGCACUCAUCCACCCACCUCCCUGCCAUCAACCCAGCUCACCCUCAUCCACCCACCUCCCUGCCAUCAACCCAGCUCACGCUCAUCCACCCACCUCCCUGCCAUCAACCCAGCUCACGCUCAUCCACCUGCCAUCAACCCAGCUCACACUCAUCCACCCACCUCCCUGCCAUCAACCCAGCUCACCCUCAUCCACCCACCUCCCUGCCAUCAACCCAGCUCACGCUCAUCCACCCACCUCCCUGCCAUCAACCCAGCUCACGCUCAUCCACCCACCUCCCUGCCAUCAACCCAGCUCACACUCAUCCACCCACCUCCCUGCCAUCAACCCAGCUCGCACUCAUCCACCCACCUCCCUGCCAUCAACCCAGCUCGCACUCAUCCACCCACCUCCCUGCCAUCAACCCAGCUCGCACUCAUCCACCCACCUCCCUGCCAUCAACCCAGCUCUCACUCAUCCACCCACCUCCCUGCCAUCAACCCAGCUCGCACUCAUCCACCCACCUCCCUGCCAUCAACCCAGCUCGCACUCAUCCACCCACCUCCCUGCCAUCAACCCAGCUCACCCUCAUCCACCCACCUCCCUGCCAUCAACCCAGCUCACGCUCAUCCACCCACCUCCCUGCCAUCAACCCAGCUCACGCUCAUCCACCUGCCAUCAACCCAGCUCACACUCAUCCACCCACUUCCCUGCCAUCAACCCAGCUCGCACUCAUCCACCCACCUCCCUGCCAUCAACCCAGCUCGCACUCAUCCACCCACCUCCCUGCCAUCAACCCAGCUCACACUCAUCCACCCACCUCCCUGCCAUCAACCCAGCUCGCACUCAUCCACCCACCUCCCUGCCAUCAACCCAGCUCACACUCAUCCACCCACCUCCCUGCCAUCAACCCAGCUCACACUCAUCCACCCACCUCCCUGCCAUCAACCCAGCUCACGCUCAUCCACCCACCUCCCUGCCAUCAACCCAGCUCACGCUCAUCCACCCACCUCCCUGCCAUCAACCCAGCUCACGCUCAUCCACCCACCUCCCUGCCAUCAACCCAGCUCGCACUCAUCCACCCACCUCCCUGCCAUCAACCUGCUCCUUGCACCAUGACUCGAUCUGCUUCGCAUGCUGCUUGGCCGCCUGACCUGCUUUGUCACCUCACACCACCGCCAUCACUGUCGCCUGUACUAUUGCCACCCGCCCAUUUGUCGCCCACACCGCUGGGGCCACUACCAUUGGAGCAAAUGCCGCCCGCAUUAGCAGCAGCAGUGGCGCAUGAUACCUCCGCCACGACUGACACCCGCACCAGCCGGCUGCACCAACAGCAUCAUUGCCACUAG
This is a messenger RNA of Closterium sp. Naga37s-1, 9378 nucleotides long. NCBI's taxonomy places the organism in Eukaryota, Viridiplantae, Streptophyta, Zygnematophyceae, Desmidiales, Closteriaceae. The record is from the annotation of a GenBank genome assembly.